AUGGAGGUGAAGGAUAGUGUGGUAGGAUUCUGGGAAAAAGAUAAAGGUUGUUUUGAAAUAUUAGAUAAGGGAAAAGAAGAGAAGAGGGUUUACGGCUGCAGUUUCGUUAGGCGAAUUAACGACCAUGAAAAGACUGGUAUCAUCAGUAUGUGUGCAUUUAUAUCCGUGCAUGCACGCGACGAAUGUUCAUCCUCUCCAUGUCUUCACGGUGGUACAUGUAUGGAUGGCAUCAACGCUUACACCUGUAUAUGUCCAGCUGGCUUCAGUGGAAGGAAGUGUGAAACCAAUAUUGACGAAUGCGCAUCCUCCCCAUGUCUUCACUGUGGUACAUGUUCAGAUGGUGUCAACGGUUACAUCUGUACAUGUCUAGCUGGCUUCAGUGGAAAGGAGUGUGAAACCAAUAUUGACGAAUGCGCAUCCUCCCCAUGUCUUCACUGUGGUACAUGUUCAGAUGGUGUCAACGGUUACAUCUGUACAUGUCUAGCUGGCUUCAGUGGAAAGGAGUGUGAAACCAAUGGUGUCAACGCUCACACUUGUCUAGCUGGCUUCAGUGAAAAGAAGUGUGAAACAACGUCAGCACCUUUCAGACAACUAAUGUGCUACAGCUGUGAUGAAAUGUCUGACCUGAAACUGUGCGACACGGUGCAACGAUGUGCUCGAGUGCUCUUGGAGAGGCAACAUAUAUAA
This is a messenger RNA of Dreissena polymorpha, 687 nucleotides long. Its product is annotated as fibropellin-3-like. The record is from RefSeq and is a predicted model, not a curated record. NCBI's taxonomy places the organism in Eukaryota, Metazoa, Mollusca, Bivalvia, Myida, Dreissenidae. Gene Ontology annotation, biological process: Notch signaling pathway. The transcript has 7 exons. Gene Ontology annotation, molecular function: Notch binding; calcium ion binding. Bases 1 to 687 code for a protein of 228 amino acids.